This is a messenger RNA of Gastrolobium bilobum, 4383 nucleotides long. Its product is annotated as disease resistance protein RML1A-like. Gene Ontology annotation, biological process: defense response; signal transduction. The record is from RefSeq and is a predicted model, not a curated record. The transcript is spliced from 6 exons. The coding region runs from base 1 to 4383 and encodes 1460 amino acids. NCBI's taxonomy places the organism in Eukaryota, Viridiplantae, Streptophyta, Magnoliopsida, Fabales, Fabaceae. Gene Ontology annotation, molecular function: ADP binding.
AUGUCUUCCUCUAGCAAAAAGCAUGACGUAUUUCUUAGCUUUAGAGGAGAGGACAUACGCACCACCUUCGUUAGCCAUCUUCACAAUGCUCUGAAUAAAGUCAAACCAAUCAGAACGUUCAUAGAUUAUGAUAUUCCAAGAGGAGAAGAUGUCUGGCCAACACUUGCCAAGGCGAUCAAGGACUCGCAUAUAUCGGUUGUUAUUUUCUCGGAAAAUUAUGCAACCUCAAAAUGGUGCUUGGAAGAACUCUACAAAAUACUACAAUGCAGAAAAGAUCAUGGUCAAGUUGUUAUACCUGUUUUCUAUAAAACAGAUCCAUCACACGUAAGGCACCAGACGGGUAGUUACGAGAAAGCAUUCGCCAAACAUGAGCGAGAUUUUGGGGACAAAGACAGCGAAUCCAACAAACGAAUUGUACUUAGGUGGAGAACUGCUCUCACUGAAGCAGCCAAUAUAUCUGGAUGGGGCUCUCGAAACCAUAAGGACGAGAAUCAACUCAUCGAAAACAUUGUGAAUGAUGUACUGCAAAAGCUGGACUUGAGGGAACCUAUACAACAAAAAGGCAUUGUAAUUGAAAAAAACUGUAGAAAUGUUGAAUCAUUAAUGAUAAAAAUUCGAAAAAUUGGAAUUUGGGGCAUGGGCGGAGUAGGUAAGACGACCAUUGCUAAAGUGUUGUUUGCCAAACUCUUUCCCCAAUAUGACAAUACCUGCUUCGUGGUGGCCAAUGCAAAGGAACAUUCCCUUGGUAAGCUUCUAUCUGAGCUAUUAAAAGAAGAAAUUUCCACAUCUAAUGUUGUAAAAUCCUCAUUCAGCAUGCUCAAAGAUAAAAAAGUUUUCAUUGUACUUGAUGAUGUGGAUAAGUUAGAUCAAAUUGAAGAUUUGUGUAGAGAGUACGGUUACCUAAGUCCCUCUAGUAAACUCAUCAUAACAACAAGGGACAGGCAAUUGCUUCAAAAAAAUGUUGAUUGGAUAUACGAGGUAGAGGAAUGGGAACGUGCAGAAUCUAUGGAGUUUUUUUGCUUAAAAGCCUUCGAACAAAGCAAACCCCAAAUUGGUUACGAGGAUCUCUCAGACAAGGCAGUUGAUUAUGCAGGUGGAGUUCCAUUAGCUCUUAAAGUUUUGGGUUCAUAUCUUCGUUCCAAAGAUACUACCUUUUGGGUUAGUACUCUCAGAAAACUCAACACGUAUCCAAAUAAGGGAAUUCAGGACUUGUUACAAGUGAGCUAUGAUGAUGGGUUAGAUGAUUCAGAGAAGAAAAUUUUUCUAGACAUAGCAUUUUUUUUCGAAGGAAAAGAGAAAGAUCAUGUCCAAUCAAUACUAGAUGCCUGUGGUUUGGAAGCAACUAGCGGAAUAGUAGUCCUUGAAGACAAAGCUUUGAUAACUAUUUCAAAUAGCAAAAGAAUACAAAUGCAUAACUUGCUACAAAUAAUGGGUUUGGAAAUAGUACGUAGAGAAGAUGGAAAAAAUCCUGGAAGACGUAGCCGAUUGAGGGAUAGUGAAGCUCGUGAAGUAAUUGAGAAAAACAAGGGGACUGAUGCAAUUGAAGGCAUAACAUUAGAUUUAUCUCAAAUUAAAGAUUUACGUUUGCCUGCUGAUACAUUCACAAAGAUGGAAUCCUUAAGAUUUCUUAAAUUAUAUAUUCCUUCUGGUCGGAGACGUUCUAGUAAUACAUACAUCGACCUUCCUGAGGUUCUUAAGCCAUUUUCUGACAAAUUGAGGUAUGUUGAGUGGACUGGAUACCCAUUUGAGUCUCUUCCAUCACCUUUUUGUGCUAAGUUACUUGUUGAGAUUCGCAUGCCGCACAGUAAUGUCAAACAACUUUGGCAGGGAACACAGGAACUUGAUAAUUUGGAGGGAAUCGACCUAAGUGACAGCAAAAAGUUUGAAAAUCUUCCGGAUUUGUCUAAGGCGUCAAGACUAAAAUGGGUGAAUCUCUCCGGUUGUGAGAGUUUGUAUGAUCUUCAUGAUUCUGUUUUAUCGGCUGAUACACUUGUUACUUUGUUACUGGAUAGGUGUAUAAAUCUUAAGAGUGUUAAAGGCAAGAAGCAUUUAAAAUCUCUGGAGACGAUCAGUGUCAUUGGCUGCUCAAGUCUGGGGGAAUUUGCAGUGUCUUCUGAAUUACUAGAAAACUUGGAUUUAAGCAAUACAGGAAUCCAAAGAUUGGACACAUCAAUUGGGCUUCUAAAGAAUCUUAAAUGGCUUAAUCUAGAGGGUUUAAGACUCGGGCAUCUUCCAAAGGAGUUAUCUUGCCUUAAAUCCCUUAGGGAGCUGAAGCUUUCUGACAGUGGACUGGUAAUUGACAAACAGCAGCUACAUGACUUGUUUGAUGGCUUACAAUUUCUACAAAUACUACAUUUAAAAGAGUGUAGUUGCUUGUUUGAACUCCCCGACAACAUCAGCAUCUUAUCAAAAACAUUACAGGAAUUAAGGCUAGAUGGAAGCAAUGUGACAAAGUUGCCUGAAAGCAUCAAGGAUCUUCAAGAGCUUGAAAUUCUGUCAUUGGAAAAUUGCAGGAAGCUUCCGUGCCUACCAGAGCUUCCAGCCCUCAUCAAACAGUUAUAUGCCGUUAAUUGCAAGUCAUUGGUGUCCAUGUCAAAUUUAAAGAGUUUGGCAAAAAAGAUGUUAGGAAAGGCCAAACACAUUUCAUUCAAGAAUGGAUUGAAAUUGGAUGGACAUUCACUCAAAUGCAUUGAGGAAAGCCUCCAUUUAACAAUGAUGUGUGCAGCAUUUCAAAAUGUGAUAGUAAGAAAUUUCGGCGUGUACGUUCUCAGCUUGAAUUAUAACAGUGUUGAGGUUUGUUUACCAGGAAGCGGAGUCCCAAGUCAGGUCAAUUAUAGAACAAAAGAGACCUCAAUUACCAUUGAACUUCCUAACCGUUCCAACUUGCUGGGCUUCAUUUACUCUGUUGUUCUUUCUCCAGUCCGUGGAGAGAAGAAGCAUGGCACUAAAAUAAAAUGUGAAUGCCCCAUGGCGGAAGGUACAAAGGUUACAUGGCUAAGGACUGAUAUAACGGAAUUGAAGUCGGAUCAUGUUUAUGUAUGGUAUGAUCCAUUUCAUUGUGAUGGCAUUCUCAAAUAUUAUGAACCAAAGGUUCGUUUUGACUUCUUUGUUUCAAAUGAUACGGGGGAAGUUGAUGGUUCGAUCUGUAUUAAAGAGUGUGGAGUACGCCUCAUAAGUGUUUCAGAGCUGCACAAUGUUUUACCGGAAAUGGACUUGGAUUCAGAUAAGAAAAUGGACUUGAAGAAGGGGUUGGAGGUUGAAUCAGGACGAAGCAUUACCUUGACAACAAUUGAAGGAACUGAUGGAAUAGUCGAUUCGGCUGAAGAAGAUAAUGAGAGGAAAGGCCAUUAUUCUAAUGUGGAAGACAGCAUCAAAUCUACUAGCAAGGAAAAUACUACGGACUCCACCGAUGCUGUCAAAAUCAAAGGAAAUGAAGUAACACCAACUGAAUCUGAUGCUGGAUUGCAUAUUAAGGGCAUGCCAAAUGAAAACAACUUUCAUUGGACAACAUAUAUUGAAGAGGCCAAGCAUCCAGAAGAAAAUCAAAAUGUACAAGGGGGACAAAGCAUUGUUCAUUUUGACACCCAUGAUCAAAUUGUUAUAGAACCAUACCAUGAAAAAGAGAAUAAACCAAUGGAUAUUGACAAACCUGAAGGUCAAAAUGGAUCAGAUAAUGAUCCCUUUGUUGAACUUGAAAGCACUCUGUUGGCAAUUAGUGGAAAGUCCUCAUCAGCAAAAGCAACCUCUUCUACAAGCGAUGUUGCUGUAACAGAAGCUUUGCAUAAUCUUGAAUGCCUAUUGCAAAACUCGCUUGAGUCCAUUCUCGGUGACUUCGAACUACAACAACAAUUAAGUAUAUCUUUGCAAUGCAUAGAACAGGGAUCGGAUGAAAAAGUUACUCCACAUGUUGCGAAGCUUGUUCAAAGCAUGAAAUCCUCUAUUGAGGAUGUGUUCAGUGAAUUUAACUCGACUCAACAAGUAGUCCAAGAUCACAUUAUCCGUUUGAAACAAACAAAAAAACUUGAACAGCAAGGGACAAAUGCUAAGAAACGGCGGGAUUUAGUGAACAAAGAAAUGUGCAAAUGUAAGUUUGAAACCGAAGGUCUCGACGAAGAGGCUAAAAAGCUGGAUGAAGAGAUUCGAAUUCUAGUUGAACAGAGAGAAACUGUUGAGUUGAAAAAAACCAUGUUGAAGGAGAACCUGGAAAGAUGUGAUGUAGAAAAGAAGAAAUUGGAAGGUGAUGCCUGGAAUUGGGUACGUGAAAGCAAAAAGCUAAAGCUGGAGAUUGAGAAAUCAGAAUUCUCAUACGCUGCUGCCCUGUCUAAGCGGAAGAAAUUGAAUGAAAGAUGGGAAGGUUUCAAAACAGCUUUUGUAGAGCUGUGA